AUGGUGUUCAAGGGGAGGUUCUUCUCCUCCAAGAAAUCUGACUCCUCCAACAGUCCCGAUGGCUCUAACAACAGCCCGCGAUCUUUGGGUUCCAACUCCCCGAUCAGAUCCGAUAAGAAGAAAUCCAAAUCCGCAUCCAAAGACGACCCGCAAGGCCCGACUACCAGUUCCGGUGGAGCCUUCGGUAUUGGUAGCGCGAGUCGCCAAACGCUAGUCAAAGACGGGUCAAAGAAGAAGGAGACCAAGGGCAAAGAGAGUCAAGCUCAGCUUAAAAAGCCGUCAAAGUCCGGCUCAACUGCCGCGACUUCGACUCCGAAGAAGUCGUCUACAUCGGCAUCCGCGGCGGCGGCGGCGGCGGCGGAGCCAGCAGCUUCGGUGUCUCCCAUUCUGGCUUCGUCUCUCGGGUUGAAUAGAAUAAAGACGAGAUCGGGGCCGUUGCCGCAGGAGAGCUUUUUUGGGUUUAGGGGCGACAAAGGAUCGUCUCUGGGUUCGAGUAAUUUGUCCAGACCGGGCGCUGUCGGCGAUGGGAGUUUAGGGUCGGGAAGUGGGGGGAAGAAGAAGGAGGCUGGGAGCCAGAGCAGGAUUGGGUUCAAUGAGAAUUUGGCAAGUGGGAGUUGGGUUGAUAAUGGCAGUAAUUCGGAUGCUAUGUCAACUGGUAGCGUGCCUUCGAGAGACCAGAGCCCCAACAUGCUGGCACCGUCGCGGCUACAGAACGGUGGCGAAUCCUCAGCGGAAGCUGGGAGAAACACAUCAUCCUGGGGUCACUCUGGAGGCUUAAGAAGUUCGGAUGUAUGUACACCAGAGACUGCAUAUGAUUGUGAAAAUCCCAAGGAGUCCGAAUCUCCUCGCUUUCAAGCAAUACUCCGUUUAACGAGUGCACCUAGAAAGAGGUUUCCUGCCGAUAUAAAAAGUUUUUCCCAUGAACUGAAUUCAAAAGGUGUACGACCUUUCCCAUUUUGGAAGCCUCGAGGCUUGAACAACCUAGAGGAAAUCUUGGUUGUCAUUCGGGCAAAGUUUGACAAAGCAAAGGAAGAAGUGAACUCUGAUCUGGCUAUAUUUGCAGCAGAUUUAGUUGGAAUUCUUGAGAAAAAUGCAGAUAAUCAUCCAGAGUGGCAGGAAACCCUUGAGGAUUUGCUGGUUUUGGCUCGAAGUUGUGCAAUGACAUCAUCUGGAGAGUUUUGGCUUCAGUGUGAAGGCAUAGUUCAGGAAUUGGAUGAUAGACGCCAAGAACUUCCUCCGGGUAUGCUGAAGCAGCUUCACACUCGAAUGCUUUUCAUACUCACAAGGUGCACUAGGUUGCUGCAGUUCCACAAGGAAAGCGGAUUGGCUGAGGAUGAACAAGUUUUCCAGCUUCGUCAAUCAAGGAUUCUGCGCUCUGCAGAUAAAAGAAUUCCUCCAGGUCUGGCAAAGGAUCCAAAGAGUUCAACUGUUAAUAAGGUCUCUAAAGCAGCUUCAGCUAGGAAAUCUUACAGUCAGGAGCAAAGUGGCAUGGAAUGGAAGAGAGACCAUGUUAUACAACCAGGAAAUUUAUUUUCACCUCCUGCCGAUCAACCCUCUAAGAAUUUGGACUCUCCUGCUAGUAGGGACCGGAUGACAUCUUGGAAAAAAUUUCCGUCUCCAGUUGGAAAAAGCAUGAAAGAAAAUGCCGAAUUGAAGGACCAGAGUGAUGGUAAGAUUGAACUUUUGAAAGCUUCAGACAACAGGAGAGGGACUUCUGACAUUGAUUCGACUACUGUGAAGCCGCCUGAGCCUUCUGCCAAGGAUUCUCAUGAACAUUCUUCCAAGCACCAACACAAACCUUCUUGGGGUUGGGGAAAUCUACAGAAUGUAUCUGACGAGAGUUCUAUGAUUUGUCGUAUCUGUGAGGAGGAGGUUCCAACUGCAAAUGUGGAAGACCAUUCAAGAAUUUGUGCGAUUGCUGAUCGAUGUGAUCAGAAGGGUAUAAGUGUCAACGAGCGUCUUGUCAGAAUUUCUGAAACCCUUGAAAAAAUGAUGGAGUCCUUUGCUCAAAAGGAUAGCCAGCAUGGCGUAGGAAGUCCAGAUGUUGCCAAAGUAUCUAAUUCGAGUGUGACUGAAGAAUCUGACGUUCUAUCUCCAAAACUGAGUGACUGGUCCCACAGAGGCUCUGAAGACAUGCUUGAUUGUUUUCCUGAAGCUGAUAAUUCAGCUUUUAUGGAUGAUCUGAAAGGUCUACCUUCCAUGUCAUGUAGAACUCGUUUUGGUCCAAAGUCUGAUCAAGGAAUGACAACUUCAUCUGCAGGAAGCAUGACUCCUAGGUCUCCGUUAUUGACACCAAGGGCCAGUCAGAUUGACUUGCUCCUUGCAGGCAAGGCUUCUUUCUCUGAGCAAGAUGAUCUUCCUCAGAUGAAUGAACUAUCUGAUAUUUCCCGUUGUGUAGCAAAUACACCUUUGGAUGAUGAUCGCUCCAUGCCGUAUCUACUGACUUGUCUUGAAGACUUGAGAGUUGUUAUUGACCGCAGAAAGUUUGAUGCACUUACUGUGGAAACAUUUGGGGCACGCAUUGAGAAGCUGAUCCGGGAAAAGUAUUUGCAGCUUUGUGAGUUAGUGGAAGAUGAAAAGGUUGAUAUAACGAGUACCGUAAUUGAUGAAGAAGCUCCUCUAGAAGAUGAUGUGGUUCGUACAAGCCCUAUACAUUUUUCCAAGGACCGGACGUCUAUAGAUGACUUUGAGAUUAUCAAACCGAUAAGUCGUGGGGCUUUUGGACGAGUUUUCUUAGCUAAAAAGAGAACAACAGGGGAUCUUUUCGCGAUUAAGGUUCUUAAAAAGGCUGAUAUGAUCCGUAAGAAUGCUGUUGAAAGCAUAUUAGCAGAACGUGACAUCUUGAUUUCUGUCCGCAAUCCUUUCGUGGUUCGAUUCUUCUAUUCUUUUACUUGUCGUGAAAACUUGUAUCUUGUGAUGGAGUAUUUGAAUGGAGGAGAUCUAUACUCAUUGUUGAGAAAUUUAGGCUGCUUAGACGAGGAGGUUGCUCGUGUAUAUAUAGCUGAAGUGGUGCUUGCUUUAGAAUAUUUACAUUCGCUUCGUGUGGUUCAUCGUGAUUUGAAGCCUGACAAUUUGUUAAUUGCUCAUGACGGCCACGUUAAGUUGACAGACUUUGGGCUUUCAAAGGUUGGUCUCAUCAACAGCACUGAUGAUUUAUCUGGUCCAGCAGUUAGUAGCACAUCCCUACUUGGAGAAGAUGAACACGAAUUAUCUCUGUCUGAGCAACAGCGAGAAAGCCGAAAGAAACGUUCUGCUGUCGGUACACCUGACUAUUUGGCACCGGAGAUACUUUUAGGAACAGGACAUGGUGCAACUGCAGAUUGGUGGUCAGUUGGUGUCAUUUUAUUUGAAUUGAUCGUUGGUAUUCCACCCUUCAAUGCAGAGCAUCCUCAGACUAUAUUUGACAAUAUUCUCAACCGUAAUAUACCUUGGCCUCGGCCUGGAGAGAUGAGCCCUGAAGCACGGGAUCUUAUUGAUCAGUUAUUGACAGAAGAUCCUAAUCAGAGACUUGGAGCUAGAGGAGCAUCAGAGGUGAAGCAGCAUCCAUUCUUUAAAGAUAUCAACUGGGACACACUUGCCAGGCAGAAGGCUGCGUUUGUUCCCACCUCAGAGAGUGCACUGGAUACCAGUUACUUCACCAGUCGUUACUCAUGGAAUCCUUCAGAUGAACAUGUUUAUCCAACUAGUGAACUUGACGAUUCCAGUGAUUCUGAUAGCCUAAGUGGCUGCAGCAGUUGCUUGAGCAACCGUCAUGAGGAAGUGGGUGACGAAUGUGGGGGCCUCACAGAGUUCGAGUCUGGCUCUUCUAUCAAUUACUCUUUCAGUAAUUUCUCAUUUAAGAAUCUCUCCCAGCUUGCAUCAAUCAACUAUGAUCUGCUUUCAAAGGGUUUUAAGGAUGAUCCAUCAGGGAAUCCCAGUGGAUAG
Prunus armeniaca (apricot) is the source of this 3924-nucleotide messenger RNA. Lineage: Eukaryota; Viridiplantae; Streptophyta; Magnoliopsida; Rosales; Rosaceae. The record is from the annotation of a GenBank genome assembly.